Molecule: messenger RNA, 1833 nt
Organism: Diaporthe amygdali
Lineage: Eukaryota; Fungi; Ascomycota; Sordariomycetes; Diaporthales; Diaporthaceae
Product: sulfatase
Exons: 4
Coding region: 1-1833 (610 amino acids)
Molecular function (GO): iduronate-2-sulfatase activity
Source: RefSeq, a predicted model, not a curated record
AUGGUUGCCCGUCUGAGCCUACAAUGGGCUCUCCUGGCGUGUCUGGGUCGGAUUGUCUCUUCGCAGCCUGCCAGCGUCGAUCUUCCCUACACUUUGGAACACCCUUAUGAGCAGCCGGCCAAGGGCAAUGGGCUCGCUAUUGAGAAACCGAACAUGAUUAUCUUCAUGCCAGACCAAUUGAGAUACGACUCUGUGGGAAUAUUCGGGAGCGACGUGAGUCUUCGUAGCUUCAAGUCCACAAGAGCCGGCUUUCGUUCCGCUAGCGGAUUGCUGAUGUACAAGGAACGAAAGAUCGUCCAGACUCCGAAUAUCGAUGCUUUUGCAAGAGAAGGUGUCCGUUUCACCAACGCCUUCGCUCAGGCUUCAGUGUGCUCCCAGUCGAGAUGCUCCAUGGAAGUUCUGAAGUUCACGGGCCAAUAUCCGCAUGUGAGCGGCCAUCGUACGCUGAACAACCUGCUCAAGCCUCAUGAGCAGAACGUUUUUCGCUCUCUGAAGGAUGGGGGGUAUCACGUUGCCUACCUCGCGCCACGGGGUGACCUAUUUGCAGAAAAUGCCACGGAGCUGAGCGUCAGCGAAUACGGCUAUCUUGAAGUUGAUGACCUGCAGUCAAGGUUUGCACCCGGGACUGCUCGCAGUCUUGACGAGAUCGCAGAUGAUAACCUCGAUGUUUCGGACCCCUUGUUCCACCUCCUCAACAAGAGAGGCAGCUACAACACCACUGAUUUGAACAACAUUUGGAAUCGCGUCUACUACCAAGGUCUGCGCAACGAAACCGAGACUUACAACUCGUAUGACGCAUCUCUACUACGGGGGGCAUUGAAGUGGCUUGAAAAUCCACCGGCAGAUCAGCCUUGGGUACUUUUCCUGCCGCUCUUGUUUCCACAUUGUCCCUUCACCGUGGAAGAGCCUUAUUUCUCCAUGUAUAACCGGUCAGAAAUGCCACUCCCUAUCAGCAGGGGUGAGAUGACUGGACACAUGCCCCGCUACAUGGACAGCAUUAUCGAGGCAGCCGGUCUUGAUCGCGCUACCGACGACACCUGGCGAGAGGUCAAGGCGACCUACUACGGUAUGAUCACAAAGCUGGACAAUCAGUUCGGACAGGUCGUCAAUAAAACGAAAGAGCUUGGUCUCUGGGAUGAUACUGUCACCUUCUUUUUCACAGACCACGGCGAAUGGCUCGGCGACUAUGGCCUAAUCGAGAAGUGGCCCUCCGGACUAUCCAACUCGCUCACCCACGACCCUCUCAUCAUCGGCGGCGCAGGCAUCCCCAAGGACAAGGUGUUUGACGGCAUGGCCGAGAUGGUCGACCUUGUGCCGACCAUGCUGCAGUUGGCGACCAUUAACGAGACGUACAUGCACUUCGGGCAAUCGUGGGUCGACGGGAUCCACGAGCUCGGGCGCAGCGGGAACAGCAGCAGCAGCAGCUUCACAUGGAACAGGACCUACUCUUUCACAGAGGGCGGGUUCCUGACGAGCGAGGAGCCACUGCUGGAGCAGGCGGCGUUCCCCUACGACAUUAAGGCGGGCCUGCAGCACAAUGAGACUACGCUGGUGGGCAUGGCGACCUCGAUGCGCAGCAAGGAGUGGACGUACAUUUAUCGUAUUUACGAGGCUGAUGAGCUCUACUCGCGCCGCGACGACCCGGGCGAGCGGCACAACCUCGCGGAUGAGCCCGAGUAUCAGGACAUCAAGGCACAGCUGAAGGGGGACUUGUUAAAGUGGAUCCUGUCAACGAGCGAUGUUAUUCCGUGGUAUAUGGACGAUCGCUCGCCGCCUGUCAACCUUCCCAGCCCAGCGGAGCAGUAUCAGGCUAGGUUGGGAGGUAAAUCAUAA